Suillus plorans is the source of this 924-nucleotide messenger RNA. RefSeq lists its product as uncharacterized. NCBI's taxonomy places the organism in Eukaryota, Fungi, Basidiomycota, Agaricomycetes, Boletales, Suillaceae. The transcript is spliced from 6 exons. The coding region runs from base 166 to 858 and encodes 230 amino acids. The record is from RefSeq and is a predicted model, not a curated record.
CAACUAACGGAAGAACGUUUCGCCUAAGCAAUCAAGAAACAAUACGGACCUGCCUAGAGGCAGACUUUCUCGCCUUAUCGUGGUGGAUUGAACAAGCAGGUUGUGAACGGAAGAAAGCUCAGGCUUUUCCUAAGCACACGAUAUACACUCCAAACCGAUUAUAGAAUGAAUGUUUUUCUGCGAGCGAGUCUGAGAGAUAAUCGAGCUACCCAAAGAUAUAAAGGUUUCACUCCUUGCAUCAAUUGUACACUCAACACCCUCCAACGAUCGCUAUUGCUUACAUCUAACCACAAUGAAGCUCACUUUAUCUUUCGUUUGUGUUGCCAUUGCUUUGCUGCAGAUGACCGCGGCAUCUCCGGUCGUCAAAGAUGUCGAGAAGCGCGCGCAAAAGGCGUUCCCAUCUUGUUGCUGAGGACCCCUCUGAUGUCGAGAAACGCGCGCAAAAGGCAUUCCCGUAUCUUGUUGCUGAGGACCCCUCUGAUGCCGAGGUCCCCCCCAAUAAGGCAUUCACAGACAUCGCCGCCGAGAAAUCCCGUGAUGUCGCGGACCCCCCUACGAAAUCAUUCUCAUACAUUGUUGCGGAGGAAUCCCGUGAUGUUGAGCCCGCCAAGGAGGAAUCCCGUGAAGUUAAGCCCCUCAAGAACGGGCCCACCAAGGAGGAAUCCCGUGAGAUUAAGCCCCUCAAGAACGGGCCCCCCAAGGAGGGCACCCCCAAGAAGGCUCUCUAACGUGGUAUGUCUUGAGUAUCAUGUUGGAGUUUCGACUCUUUUCAAACUGUUAGCACAGCUACAGCCUAAGGUCAGAAGCUCGAGGUUAUCUCCAUCUUGGACAACCUGUCUUCGUUACGGUGCAAAUUAGACAGUUAUCAUCGAUGUAUCACUAUCGCACAAUCAUCUGAUCGCAAGAAUCAAUUCUCAUUAUCCC